This is a messenger RNA of Lactuca saligna, 999 nucleotides long. The record is from the annotation of a GenBank genome assembly. NCBI's taxonomy places the organism in Eukaryota, Viridiplantae, Streptophyta, Magnoliopsida, Asterales, Asteraceae.
GAUACAACGAUCAUAUAUGCAGAAAUGGAGAUUAAGAUUACUUUGCUAAUCAUCGUUACUUUGAGUUUAAUCUUAAUCCCAGUUGCUAAAUCUCAAUUGCAAUCAGGGUUUUACUCUUCUACGUGUCCCAAAGCUGAAGCUACUGUGAGGUCUACUGUUGAAACACACUUCAAGAAUGAUCCUACUGUUGCUGCUGCACUUCUCAGGCUCCAUUUUCAUGAUUGCUUUGUUGAGGGUUGUGAUGGGUCAAUCUUGAUUAAGGGUGGUUCUGCUGAGAUUAAUGCAGUGCCUAAUCUUGGAUUAAGAGGAUUUGAAGUCAUUGAUGAUGCUAAGUCACAAUUAGAAUCUUUGUGCCCUGGUGUCGUGUCUUGUGCGGAUAUUUUGGCCUUGGCUGCUCGUGAUUCAGUUGAUUUGAGUAGUGGUCCAAACUGGGCAGUACCAACAGGGAGACGUGAUGGUAGAGUCUCAUUGGCGUCUAAAGCAUCAAACUUACCAUCACCGUUAGAUUCUAUUGACGCCCAAAGGCAAAAAUUUGCGGCUAAAGGCCUUGAUGAUCGUGAUUUGGUGACAUUAGCCGGUGCACAUACGAUUGGCCAAACGGAUUGUAGAUUCUUUAGAUAUCGUUUAUACAACUUCACGACAACCGGGAACUCGGAUCCGACUUUGAGCCAAUCGACUCUAACCGAUUUUCAAAAGCAGUGUCCAAGGAGCAGUGAUGGCACGGAGCGAGUGGCAUUGGACAAGGACAGCCAGUUGAAGUUUGACGUGAACUAUUUCAAGAACGUGCGUGAUGGGAAUGGUGUUUUAGAGUCCGAUCAAAGGUUGUGGGGCGAUCCCACGACACGUGACAUUGUACAAAAGUACGCGGGAACCUUACGAGGGUUGUUGGGACUUAGAUUUGAUUUUGAGUUCAAGAAAUCCAUGGUUAAGAUGAGUAGCAUUGAAGUAAAAACGGGUACACAAGGAGAGAUUAGAAAGAUUUGUUCCAAGUUUAAUUAA